Messenger RNA from Alligator mississippiensis (American alligator), 4934 nucleotides. It is a transcript of the gene FHOD1, whose product is annotated as formin homology 2 domain containing 1. The transcript has 23 exons. Gene Ontology annotation, molecular function: actin filament binding. Lineage: Eukaryota; Metazoa; Chordata; Crocodylia; Alligatoridae. The record is from RefSeq and is a predicted model, not a curated record. Gene Ontology annotation, cellular component: cytoplasm; cytoskeleton. The coding region runs from base 17 to 3877 and encodes 1286 amino acids. Gene Ontology annotation, biological process: actin filament network formation; cortical actin cytoskeleton organization.
GCGGGCGGGCGCUGCCAUGGCGGGUCCCGCGGUGCCGUGCCGCGUGCAGUACCUGGAGGACGCCGACCCCUUCUCGUGCGCCAGCUUCCCGGAGCCGCGGCGCGCGCCCAUCCACCCCGUGCUGGAGGCCGUGCCCCUGGGCGCGCAGCUGCCCGCCCUGCACAGCCUGCUCGGCGCGCCGCUGCCGCUGGAGGACUGCACACUGCAGGUCUCGCCAUCGGGACACUACCUGGAUCUUGAACUAUCACUGCUGGAACAGAAAGAUGAGCUGGAAGGGUUCUAUGAGGAAGCAAGCAAAGGGAGGCGACCAACUCUUAUCGUGCGCACUCAGCUUUCUGUUCGAGUCCAGGCCAUCCUCGAAAAGCUGUACAACUCCCAGGGGCCGGAGCUGAGGCGCUCUCUUUUCUCCCUGAAGCAGCUCUUUCAGGAGGAUAAGGACCUGGUGCCGGAGUUUGUGAACCUAGAGGGGUUGACGUGCCUGAUCAAAGUGGGGGCACAGGCUGACCAGAAUUACCAGAACUACAUCCUGCGAGCACUGAGUCAGAUCAUGCUCUUUGUGGAUGGGAUGCAGGGGGUGAUUGAUCACAAUGAGACAGUGCAAUGGCUCUACACGCUGACUGGGAGCCUGUACCGCCUGGUGGUGAAGACAGCACUGAAGCUGCUGCUUGUGUUUGUGGAGUACACGGAGUCCAACGCCCAGCUUCUCAUAGAGGCUAUCAACAUGGUGGACCAGAAGAGAGGUGCAAAUCCAUGGUCAAACCUGAUGGCAAUCCUAGAGCAGCGCAAUGGGGCUGACACAGAGCUGCUGCUGUUCACCAUCAUGCUCAUUAACAAGACACUGGUGGCCCUCCCAGACCAGGACUCAUUCUACGAUGUGACGGACUGUCUGGAGCAACAGGGAAUGGAGAGCAUCAUGCAGCAGCACAUGAACAGCAAAGGCACUGAUCCUGACUUGAAGCAGCAGUUUGCAAUCUAUGAAAGUGCACUCAGAUAUGAAGAUGGGGUUGAGGAGUCGCCAUUGGGAGCACGCAAGGAACGAAGGAAAACAGAUGAGGGCCGGCGGGGCUGGCGCUCCUUAGGGGGUGGUAUAGAUGUCAGUUUCACUGCCAGCUCCCCAAGCCCAGUCCAGGAAAGCAACCGUCUGGCUGAGAACUCCAGCACCUUGAUAGAAUCCCUUGCCAAAGACCUUCAUCCCCCAGCACUCUCGCCCCCUGCAGAGGUUGUUACUGAAAGCAGCCCAGCACAGCCAUGCUUUCAGAGCGUUUACAACAGUGCCUCUAAUGUGCAGCUCUCUGUGCCGGCUGUGGCAGGGGAGAGGGAGCAACCCAGCAUCGUUGGGGAGAGGAGCAUUUACAAAACUCGCUUCCUGGAAAACCUUGCUGCAUCCCAAAAGGAGAAGAUUUCAGCCAUGGCCAAGGGGCAGAUUGACAUCUUCACUGAGGUUGCUCUUGGGCACACUGCAACCGUGUUUCCACCUAGAGGAGAUGGCAGUGUCUGUGAGCCUGACACAGAGCUGACUGCUACAGGAAGGAGGAGCAAAAUGGAGGAGCAGAACAAAGCGGUUAAUGAGAUGGAGCCAUGCUCAGCCAAGAGCACACAGGGGAGAGAUGAGAAGCAGGGCAAUACAUCAGGGCCCAGCCUCCCCUGGCACGAGAGCACCGAGUCCUGCAGCACCAUCUCCUCCGACAAGAAGUUCAUGUUAGGCAUGCCAUUUGGUAAAAAGUGCAUGGAGUCAGGGAGGGAGCAGCUCUUCCCUGAAACACCAACCUCAUCUCUGCCCCUGGCAGAGGCCAGAGACAUGCCAAACCAUGCUGACACACAGGGCCUGGCAGGUGCCUGGCCCCACAGCAAGGCCCCUGAUGCCCAGGGCAGGCUGGUGCAGGCCCAGUCCAGUAUUGAUGCAGACAUCAAUUCUCAGAACUUGGAGAGAGCCCUCGUGACCCCAUUCAAAAAAGAUUCUGAGUUCACAUGGGAUUGGCAGGAGACCAGCUCCAAGGCACUGAAGAUCAAGGACCUGGACUUCUCAGACCUUUGCAAUGAGGAAGAUUUUGAUGUCUUAGAUACAACAACAAUAGAAAAUGGCUCUUUACAUGCGCCUCCCCCUUUGCCUCCUGGUAUUGGGCUGAUGGCUGAAGGAGGCCCCAUGGCAUUGCCACCACCACCCCCUCCUCUUGGCUGUCCUCCACCUCCUCCCCCAGUCCCUGGCUGCCCCCUGCCCCCACCACCUCCUGCACCUCUUGGGUCCUCCAUACCCAAUGGCCAUUCCCCACCCAAGAAAAAGAAGACUGUGAAGCUCUUCUGGAAGGAGCUCAAGCAGCCUGAUAACUGCACUGGGGCUGGCAAAUUUGGCCAGGCCACCGUGUGGUCUUCCCUGCAGAGAGUGGAGAUUGAUGCUGCCAAGCUGGAGCAUCUCUUUGAGUCCCGGGCCAAGGAAGUGCCAAGUUCCAAGAAAGCUGUUGAUGCGAAAAAGACAGUCAUCAUAGUCCUGGAUCCCAAGAGGAGCAAUGCCAUUAACAUCGGCCUGACGGUGCUUCCGCCUGCCCAUAUCAUUAAGACAGCGAUUCUCAACUUUGAUGAGUUUGCUGUUAACAAGGAAGGAAUUGAGAAAAUCCUGACCAUGGUCCCAACAGAUGAGGAGAAGCAGAAGAUCCAAGAGGCACAGCUAGCCAAUCCAGAAGUCCCCCUCGGGUCAGCUGAACAGUUUCUGCUUACCCUCUCCUCCAUCAGUGACCUCGCAGCCAGACUCCAGCUCUGGGCAUUCAAACUGGACUAUGAAAGCAUGGAGCAGGAGAUUGCUGAGCCUUUGUUUGACCUGAAACUUGGGAUGGAGCAGCUGGCCAAGAACUAUACCUUCAAGUGCAUCCUGGCCACUUUGCUGGCUACAGGCAACUUCCUGAAUGGUUCCCAGAGCAAGGGCUUUGACCUGAGCUACCUGGAGAAAGUCUCUGAGGUGAAGGACACUGUGCACAGGCAGUCCUUGCUGCAUCACCUCUGCCAGAUGGUGGUGGAGAAGUUCCCAGAAACCACCAACCUCUAUUCGGAGAUCGCAGCCCUCACACGAUCAGCCAAAGUCGACUUUGAUGAACUUGCAGAAAGUCUGGUUCAACUGGAGCGAAGAUGCAAAGCAUCAUGGGACAGCCUGAAGGUGAUAACCAAACACGAGUACAAAUCUGUUCUGAAGAGCAAACUGACGGACUUUCUGAAGGAAAGCACCCAGAAGAUCAUCAUCCUGAAAGUGGUGCACAGGCGUGUGCUGAACAGGUUUCACUCCUUCCUGCUGUACCUGGGCUACCCUACCAACGCAGUGCGAGAUGUGAAGGUGACUCGCUUUUGCAAGACCCUGCGGGAGUUCGCCCUGGAGUACCGCACCUGCUGGGAGCGUGUCCUACAGCAGCAAAAGAAACGGGCUGCGCACCGUGAGAGGAACAAGACCCGGGGCCGGCUGAUCACAGAGACAGAGAAGUUCUCCAGCAUUGCCAGCAGCACUGAGACCAGCUCCCCUGUGCCUGCAGUAUCCACUAGCCCCGAGCAGCAGGCUGAGGCAGGCCAUGAAAGCAUGAAGAGCAUGCUGAUCUCCUCCACAGAGACUCCUGCCCGGCGCAGCAGGGCCAGCCGAGGUGUGGGACAAUCCAGCCCCUCCAGUGGGUCCCCAGCUCAGGAGGACACUUCCAGUUCCCCUGAUGAUGCAUCGGAUGAAAUCAUGGAUCGUUUAGUGAAAUCUGUCACUCACAAUCCCAACCCACGGCCAGGUGCCGCCAAGGAACGCAAGAGGUCACGUGUGAACAGGAAGUCCUUGAGGAGGACCCUGAAGAGUGACCUCAGCGAGGACGUGGUGAAGGCACUGGGCCUGGCCCGGACUCCUGGUGUGGAUGUGUGAAGGCUGCCAUAGCAAGCAGAGUGUGUUGUGAAGGAGCCUGAGCAUGGCCUGUGCUGCUCCCCCUCUGUGCUGCUCCCCCCCUCGAGAGCGAAUGGAGCUGUGAGUGUGUGGGGAGCCCCCCUGCAGAGCCAGGACAGUGCUCUGUGUCAAAUAGGAAGGUGGGCAGGUGGUCAUAGAGAUCAGGACACAUGAGGGGGCAUUGAGCCACUGGGGCUGAAGCCCCAGUUUGCUUGUCACCACAAUCCCUGCCUGGGCCCCAAAGCCUGUGCCAUGUGGUGGGGUCUCCUACAAGGGCUGCUGCUUUCCCUUCACUCUGCCACUCCCUCCCCACCCCCGCUUCAGGUAUCUGUGCCCUGCUGCCCACACAGCCCAGCUGUUGUGUGGUUUCCUGCCACAGUGCUGAAUCUUAAAGGGCUUUACCUCAGGGAUGUUGCAGCUUUUGAGCACCUAGCCAAUAGCUGAGGAACUCUGUGCUUAGAGAGGGAAGUGCUGUGGGCCCAGCCAGCGUGGAGAGCAGCUGGAAGCAGUAGGGGUAGGGGACUGGAGAGAGUUUCUGAAGUGGAUGCUUGUGGUACCCCCCCACCCAGACACACCUUUGGGGAAAACCCCAUUUCCUUGUUUUGCCUCCUGCCCCUGCUUCCUUCCCUCCAGGACACUGCACUCUGGUACAUCUCUGAGCUGUCUCAUGGAUGCAGUCAGCUUUUACCUAGGGACAGGCUGCUGGCUCUUCUAUCUCAUGCAGUCCUCUGUUCAUAGUACAAGGCUUCUGCCCCAACAUGCUGAUGCCCCCUUGUUUGUAAGCUAAGGCAAGGGCAUUGUGUGUUGGCUUAGGCUGUGUGUGCUGAGGAGGGUGUCAUGUGCUCUGUCCCUGAUGGAGAGCUGAGCUGUUUGUGUGUGUGGUUGCUCUGGAUUUGUAGUCUGAACUAGGAUGGUGUGUAUGGUGGUCACCUACCACUAGCCCUGUAUCUGAGGUAGUCCCAGCCUCAGUGCUAUGGCUAGAGAAGGCCCAUGUUGUGUUAUAUGUGCUGACUGCACUGAAUAAAGACACUUGACAUUG